CCCUCCUCGACAUCAAUAAAACAACAGCUCUCAUCCCGAGCUGAACACAGAUCACAGUGUAAUCUUCUAACUAUUAUAACAUAUAAUUUGAUCAUCAACAGCACAAUGCAAGACUCACUUUUGCGGAUCAUGGUUUCUAGCACCAGGCUCUACUACUUAACCUCCAAUUAAGUUCAUUAGGAUCUCUGUAACACAACAAUGCUGAUAAUUCCUCAUCAUAUCCUCUGGCCUCCCACAGAGAGGUAAAAAUUAUACGGCGGUAGACGAGCGACAGACAUUUUUAUACUUGUGUUGAACCCCGAUCAACAGCAGCCAUGGGUGAAAUGGAGCAGAUGAAAAAGGAGGCCGAAGCCCUGAAGACACAGAUUGAGGCAGCUCGUAAAGCAGCACAUGACACAGACAUGGCCUCCGCCGCUUCUGGGGUGGCUCCGGCCCCUCGGGUCCAACUCAAGACCAGGAGGACCCUCAAAGGCCAUCUGGCCAAAAUCUAUGCCAUGCACUGGUGUACAGACAACAGGCUAAUGGUCAGUGCAUCACAGGAUGGCAAACUUCUCAUCUGGGAUUCUCACACUGGAAAUAAGGUCAAUGCUGUUCCCCUCAAGUCCUCAUGGGUGAUGACCUGUGCAUAUGCUCCUUCUGGAAACCUUGUGGCCAGCGGUGGUCUCGACAACAUGUGUACAGUCUACAACUUGAAGACACCUGUAAUCAAGACCGUGAAAGAAUUAGAUGCUCAUACAGGUUACUUGUCCUGUGCACGCUUCCUCAGUGACACAGAGAUUCUAACCUCCUCUGGUGAUACCACAUGUGUAUUGUGGGAUUUGGAGACUGGAAAGCAGAAGACUGUUUUCCUGAACCAUGUUGGUGAUUGCAUGUGUCUGUCUCUGUCUCCGGACAUGAACUCCUUUGUUUCUGGUGCUUGCGACUCUCUGGCCAAGCUGUGGGACAUCAGGGAUGGCCAGUGCAAGCAAACCUUCCAGGGUCACACUAGUGACAUCAACGCCAUUUCAUUCUACCCUAGUGGCAAUGCAAUUAUCACUGGCUCGGAUGACUGCACAUGCAAAAUGUAUGAUAUUCGCGCCGAUCAAGAAGUGAUCAGUUACCAGGAUGCCGCACUGAACAGCGGCGUAACAUCACUGGAUCUAUCCGCGUCUGGCCGCCUCAUCUUUGCUGGCUAUGACGACUUCAACUGCAAUAUUUGGGACUCGCUAAAGGGCGAGAAAGUGGGCGUGUUGUCUGGCCAUGACAACAGGGUGAGCUGCACUGGAGUACCAGGAGAUGGCAUGUGUGUUUGCACUGGCUCAUGGGACAGCUUCUUGAAGAUUUGGAAUUGAGUUGGACCCUGAGACAAGAUGAGAAUGAGAAU
Sinocyclocheilus anshuiensis is the source of this 1363-nucleotide messenger RNA. Its product is annotated as guanine nucleotide-binding protein G(I)/G(S)/G(T) subunit beta-3-like. NCBI's taxonomy places the organism in Eukaryota, Metazoa, Chordata, Actinopteri, Cypriniformes, Cyprinidae. The transcript has 9 exons. Gene Ontology annotation, biological process: signal transduction. The record is from RefSeq and is a predicted model, not a curated record. The coding region runs from base 315 to 1331 and encodes 338 amino acids. Gene Ontology annotation, molecular function: protein binding.